UUGGACUGUACACAGUGUGUACAUCCCACACACUUUUUACCCAGUAAAAAUGAAUUAUUCAUCAUACAACUUUUUUUUUUUUAACAACGUUUUCCAUUCAACAGCAUAAAACACAACGCAGUCAUUUAUGAAAAUGACAUUUCAUGGUGAUCAUUAAAUAAAUGCCUGCCCACCCGCCGCUCAACCAAACUUCGGAAAUCCCCCCACCUCCCUUGUGGGUGUGUCUACAAAUGAGGGGCAUAACAUGGAGCCAGUAGUAACUUUCCAUCUAAGCUUUCACACCAAUCAAAUGCAAGAAUGGGCAAUGCUAAAGGUAGAUUAACUUUGUUCCACUUGUAAAUAAUCUUACGAAGAGUAACAGUGAUGCAGGCUGCGGGGUGUGUUAGCUUUAAAAAGAUGUCGCGAUUGGUUUUCUCUGGGAGCCUGUCGUUGACAACACGAAGACCAAAGCAGCGGUGCAUUGUAUUCGUGUAAAGGCUUGUGCUGUAAAUGAAAAUGGGAUUCCCAGUGUAACGUGUUGACUGACUGUGAGACGCAGGUUGUUAGGACUUGAUUGAUUACAGAGUUGACCAGUCAAUGCAGUGGCAUUAAAAGACAAGAACAUGCAGAAAACUGAACAUCUCAAAGGAAUAUCACCAUGAUUCAUUUAUUUUUAUGUUACUGCAAUGCAAAGGCCCUUUCUAAUGUGCAGAAGCUCAUGUUUUAAUCUGGUGUCAUAAUGAGUUCGGCCUUAUGGAGUCAAGACAAGAUGAACACAGCCUUCCGGGAGGAUCCUCGCUACUACAUACUGGUGCAGGAAUGCGUGGUGGAGAAGCCUCCUCAGAAGUACUUGAAGAUCCCCAGGGGAAGCAUUGGACAGUCGUGCCAAGAGCGUUCAUCCAUGGGCCGCCCCAUUCCAGCCAACAAAGGCAAGAAGAGUUUGAGGAUCCUGGAGCAGCCCAGUGUGGUCUUCAGCUUCGAUGAGAAGGACAUUGCUGACAUCGAUGAGAAGCUUUCUGAGUUGCUGUUAGCGAUUACGAACUGUGAAGAUCGCUACUGCCUCUUCAAGAACAAGCCCAGGCUUGAACAGCUACAGCAAAUAGACUGUGGUUCAAAAGUCAAAGUUCAGCUCCGGUCUGGGGAUGACAAACUGCCAGGGGUGGUGAGGUUCAAAGGGCCUCUGAUGUCAGAACUGACAGUUUCAGGAAUCUGGUUUGGGGUAGAGUUGUUGGAAGAAGGGAGGGGCCACGGCUUCACCGAGGGCUCCUACCAAAGCAAGCAGCUCUUUCGCUGCGAGGAUGAGUGUGGGGUCUUUGUGGCCCUGGACAAGCUGGAGCUGUGGAAGGAGGAGGAGGAGGAGGAAGAGGAGGAGAAUAAUGAAGAAGAUGAAGAUGAAGACCUGGAGACGGACCAUUCUGCACAGGCGGACCCCCGGGACAGUGACUGGAGAGCAGUGCCGCUGGAGAUCAACUCCAGAGUGAUAGUGAAGCACGGAGAGGAAGCGGAGCACGGGACUGUCAUAUUCUGUGAUCUUCUGCCCGGGAAUGAAGCUUUAGGUUUCUAUGUUGGAGUGGACAUGGACAAGCCUAUCGGUGACUGGGAUGGAGUGAUAAAUAACAAACUGCUGUGUAGUUUCGCAAGCGUAGAACACACUUGUCUUGUGCAUAUUGAUAAUGUGAUGCCAGAGUUCCCCAUGCAGGACCAGAGACUACAGAAACACAUCUUUGCAUCAAGAGGGGUAGGAGAGAGGAGCGUGUCCAAUCAGAGCAAGCCCAAAUCUAAAGGAAUUACUUCACAGUCUGGAAGUAGAAGCAGAUCUGCAUUUUAUUACACUUUAAAUGGCAGCACUAUUGAUCACCAGCCCCAAUCCAAAUCAAAAAGCACAUGGUACAUUGAUGAAGUUGGAGAAGAUCCUGCCAAGUCCCUCCUGGACACCUCCCCUGGGUUCGGCCAGACCUCUCCUCCCUCCCGGCUUACCCCCACUCCGUCGCUGUCUGGCGAGAGCAAGUUCCACUCGCUGCCCUUCAACCUGACCAGCAAGAGUGGCCCCAACGGCAGCAUCAGCCCCACGCCGCUCUCCCUGUCCGUGCAGUCUGUCAUCGGGGACGCCCACGAGGCCCCAGCCCUCACAGUGCCUCUCCGGAACUGGUAUGGCCUGGAGGUGGGGUCCCUGGCGGAGGUGAAGGAGAAUCCACCUCUCUACGGAGUGAUCCGCUGGGUGGGGCAGCCCCCUGGGCUCACUGAGCCGUUAGCUGGACUGGAACUGGAGGACGAAUGUGCUGGCUCUACAGACGGCACCUUCAAGGGCAUGCGCUACUUCACCUGCGCGUCGAAGAAAGCUCUGUUCGUCAAACUGAAGAGCUGCAGGCCAGACUCCAGAUUCCCGUCUCCGCACCACUCCUCCAACCAGAUCGAGCGCUGCAAUUCAAUAGCAUUCGGAGGCUACCUGAGUGAGGUGGUGGAGCAGAACACCCCUCCCAAAAUGGACAUGGAGGGGCUGGAGGUCAUGGUGGGGAAGAAGAAAGGAAUCCAGGGGCAUUACAACUCCUGUUACCUGGACUCCACUUUAUUCUGCCUGUUUUCCUUCAGCUCAGUCCUCGACACAGUGCUGCUGAGACCGAGGGGUAGAAGUGACGUGGAGUACUAUAGAGAGACUCAGGAUCUGCUGCGGACCGAGAUUGUGAACCCUCUGCGCAUAUUUGGAUAUGUGUGCGCUACGAAAAUAAUGAAACUUCGGAGAAUACUUGAGAAAGUGGAAGCUGCUUCUGGAUUCACCUCAGAGGAGAAAGAUCCAGAAGAAUUUCUGAACAUACUCUUCCAUCAUAUUUUACGAGUGGAUCCAUUGUUGAAAGUUCGGUCAAUGGGGCAGAAAGUCCAAGACUGUUACUUUUACCAAAUCUUCAUGGACAAAAAUGAAAAGGUUGGCGUCCCAACUAGCCAACAGUUGCUGGAAUGGUCCUUCAUUAACAGUGACUUGAAGUUUGCUGAGGCUCCAUCAUGCCUUAUUAUCCAAAUGCCUCGGUUUGGAAAAGACUUCAAGAUGUUCAACAAAAUCUUUCCUUCUCUGGAAGUGGACAUCACUGAUUUACUCGAAGACACUCCCAGGGAGUGCCGAAUCUGCGGUGGACUGGCCCUCUACGAAUGCAGGGAGUGCUACGAGGAUGCAGACAUCACAGCUGGCAAAAUCAAGCAGUUCUGUGAAAAGUGCAACACACAAGUGCAUCUCCACCCCCAGAGAAAAGGGCACCAGUUGGGCAAGCUGUCCCUCCCGAAGGAGCUGGCGGACUGUGCCUGGUGGCAGGGCAGAUUCCCCAGGCAGAGGAUGGAGCUCUUCGCGGUGCUCUGUAUAGAGACUAGUCACUACGUGGCGUUCGUCAAGUACGGCCCGGGGGAAUCGGCCUGGCUCUUCUUCGACAGCAUGGCAGACCGGGACGGAGGACAGAAUGGUUUCAAUAUCCCCCAGGUCACGCCCUGUCCAGAGGUCGGCGCAUACCUCAAGAUGACCCCUGAAGAGCUCCACGCGCUGGACCCCAAGAGUAUUCAAGGCUUCGCACGGAGACUGUUGUGUGACGCGUACAUGUACAUGUAUCAGAGCCCGACCAUGAGUUUAUACAAGUGAAAUGAAUGGACCUGAUGCUGAGGAUAUACUAGCAAAAUACGGAGCUCUAAACCAAGCAGUCUCGAGUUGUUCUUGUCGUACUCCAUUCCACACACUCGAUGGACAAAGGGAACUUGCUUCAUAUUUUUGAAGAGUACAUGCAUGAAAGCAUCAAAUAGCAACUUUUAUUGCUUGAUUAUGUAUGUCAGGCACAUAUAUAAUACAGUGGGUGGCAAUGAGCUAAUAAAGAGUUCAAAUAAAUUACUUGAAGGAAGAUUUUAAAAAAAAGGGUUAUUUUACCAGGUCCCGUCUCUCACAACAUCACUGGUCUGUGUAGGUGUGUUAAACUACAAGGUAACCCUCCACCCUUUAUUUUUUAACAGUGCUUGCAGUUGCAUUUCUGAUUUACCUAUCUUGAGUUGUGUUCAGAUACUGAAUGCUCAGUGCCACUUAAGUACUAGAGUAAGACCACAAAAUGAGAACAUACUCAUCAAAUCAAGGAAGGAUAGAAGUAUGUGAAAGUAAAUAUGACUGAAUGAAGAGGUUUAACAUAUACCAGGUCUUUGGGUCAGGUGGCAGAGUUACUGGAGCCAGCAUUUUGUAUGAUAGAUUACAUGAUUGUCUCAUUCUAAAAUCAUUUAUUGCGCAACUUACAUAGGACGGGUCAGAAGUCAUGCACCAUAGAGUGGUUUAGCUGGAGGAAAAUAUUUCUGUAUAGAGCACAGUUUGGCUAAGGAUUGUUAAAACAAGUUUUGGUAUGACUUAGUAUAAACAACAUUUCCACCUGUGCAAAUGGAGUGCUUUUCACUUUUUUAUAUCCCUGUCUUGUAAGUGAUGGUCACAAAGACAUAUCUUCAGGUGUAUGGGCUGACAGAACAGUCACACUGACGGAUGCACCUGCUUUUUUGUCAUUUCUUAUUAAGGUCUCUUCAUAUCCUUUCAGUGAGUGACCCUAGCCAAACUUAAUAUGUGACAUUUCACAGUUUAUGUUCAGGCUUCUUCUUUUUUUUUUUUUUUUGCAUUGCCCAGAGAGCAUUUAUCUGGCUGCAGUGUUAAACGAUUGGGUUGCUUUCUGCUUUUCUAAACUACCACAGUCUGCUUUAAUCAACACUGAGUGAGCAACACUGUUUUUUUAGCAAUAGGCUUGUGUGCGCUGCCUGACAAAAACAAUCACUUGUGUAUAUGCAUUGCCUGUUUUUAUAUUGAUACCAAAGUAUCUGAAGCACAUUAGAGUCUGUUCUGAACACUGAAAAGCAAAGACACUUAGCUUGAAAUUGAAUUAGAUAAAUAAUCUAGCCCAGCGAUAGAUAGAUCUGCACUGUAGUGCCAAGAAUGAAAAUGCCUCUAGACAAUGAUUUGGCUACUGCAGCAUUCAGUAUGGAUCAAGGACCCAGUUAAGAUGCUACUUUAACAAGAAUGGAAUGGCAGUGAGAGCCGAAAGUAGAAGGCUUCAUUGAUAUACAUAAAAAGCAAACUACCUUGAGGAACAUAAUGAGGAAAUAGGUGAAACCAAGACUUACUGAUGUAAAAACAAACUUUAAAAUAAACAGCAACACAUUUCAGCUUACCUUUACUAAUGCAUCUUCAGAUACAAGACCUGUUGAAAUGCCGUGUCCUGUGGUUUAAAAAUAGAAAAGAAGAAACAUUAAGUUCUCUGCAUAACAGACUAUAUGACUUAAGCAGUAAGUAACAUGCUUUUUAAACCAGGGAUCUGGUUGAUGACUAAAACCAGCUCUUGGUCAAGAACACUCCAUUUAGGGCUGCUCUGAAUUGGGGUUCCUGCUGACUGUAAUGUACUGUCAUUGUGUUUAAGCAAUUGUGCAAUUAAUCGUGUGGCAUUAUCUUCUUCAUCUGUAAAUAUAAAAUGUCUUGGGUUAUCCAGAAGAAGCCUUACUGCAUUUGAAAUGGAAACAGAAGAAUGUUUCCUGUGUAUCUGUAAAGAAUGUGUAUUGUUUACUGUAUUUAACUCCUGUGUUACUCAGAAAUGUUUUCUUUGAUGUUCACUUAAUUAAAUACUGUUUUUGGGGAAAGGUUAUAUUAUAUUAUGUAGAACUGUCCUAGAAUACUUGACUGGAUGAGUGACCUCUAUUCAGUAACCCAGACAUACUUAACUAUCUGUCCACAACUGUGAUCUAAGGGUCAAGAUCAGACCUUUGUGAGAAAUGCAGGCUUGCUCACAACAAUUUUGUACAAGUCUGCUGGAACAAAUAGCAAACUAUUCCAAGGCAGCAGUCGUACCUCUUAAUCGAUACAGAGAAUGUUUCUUGAGCAACCAAACACAAACGUUGAAUGGGCUACGUAACCCUGCAUUAAUUUUUCAUGAUGUUUUGAGGAUGGGAAGUGGGAUUUGACAUGUUAUUUCGGUGUGUACUUUGAGAAUACCACACUACAUUAUUUGAGUCAUAAUAAAACCUAUCCCUUAAGCACAGAUCCAGCCAACCUGCAACAGGAGUUCAAAUCAGCCUGUGAGCUUUCAUACACCAAGAAGCUCUGUACACCCAUCACUUGUUCAUACUAACAGAGUGGGAGGUAUUUUCUUGGCUUUAAUACUGAAAAACAGACACGAGUCACAAAGUGCUGUGUUUUGUUUUUUUAAUUUGUGUAUGAUUACUAUCGAAUCCUCUGCUAGAUGAGUAAGCUCUUAUUCUUGCAGAUCUGCUGGUAUUCAAGUUCUAAUGCUCUUCUGAUGCUUUGCCUUGUGACCCUACUGUCUAUUAAAACUGAACUACUACAAAUAGGUUUGCUUUUAACACAUCACAUUGGGUUGAUGCUGUUUAAAUCCGACUGCUCUGGAGUGCUGCAGUGGGAACGAGUCAGCUUUGUGAAAGGGCGAUGUUUAGUGCAGUGGCUGCGUACCGCAGAGCUAACAAAAAAAAAAAACGGGAUAUGUGCAAAAUGAAAUAAUAAAGUUGUGCUGUGCAUGUUUUUGACACACAUAUAUAUAUAAUUAUUUUUUAUCAAAAUAGG
Molecule: messenger RNA, 6544 nt
Organism: Polyodon spathula (Mississippi paddlefish)
Lineage: Eukaryota; Metazoa; Chordata; Actinopteri; Acipenseriformes; Polyodontidae
Product: ubiquitin carboxyl-terminal hydrolase CYLD-like
Exons: 17
Coding region: 719-3598 (959 amino acids)
Biological process (GO): positive regulation of extrinsic apoptotic signaling pathway; necroptotic process; protein K63-linked deubiquitination
Cellular component (GO): cytosol
Molecular function (GO): K63-linked deubiquitinase activity; cysteine-type deubiquitinase activity
Source: RefSeq, a predicted model, not a curated record